GUGGGGGAUCUCAAUAGAUCUCCGUCGGUAGUUCGGACAUUCCAGUGUUGUGAGAUCGUGAGGAAUCCGCGUCGGUCGGACGUCACAGGAGCCAAAGGCCUUCAGGAGCCAUGACGGCUGACUCAGGGCUUUCGGCUGCGGGGAGCAGUACGUAUGCCUCGAAUACACUGCACGUUGGUGAUGGAACGUGGGACUCGCAGCGCGACACAUUCCUCCUCCCGAAUUUAAUGGGGAUAAACUUUGACACCAUGCGAUACAAUGGUAUGGGGAACCGUUUCAAAGAUAUGCCCGAGUACCACACCCUCAUCAUCGUCCACGGAGUCAUUGCAACAAUCGUCUUUCUAUUCCUUGUGCCUAUAUCCGUCUUGAUCAUCCGAUACUAUUCCCGAUGGAAUCCUUACUGGGCCUUCAAGCUGCACGUCUGGUGUCAGGUUUUGACAUUACUGCUUAGCACCGUCGUGUUCGUAUUCGGCUGGUUCGCUGUUGGCCCAAAGAGAAGCCUGACCAACCCGCACCACGGAAUUGGUCUUGCGAUAUACGUCAUGGUUGUUUUCCAGGUCCUGUGGGGCUGGCUGGUUCAUAAGCUUGAAAGGAACAAGAAGAGAUACCAUGUCCCCUUGAAGCUUGUUAUUCAUCGAUGGAUCGGCCGCGCUCUCGCCAUUCUAGGACUCGUUCAGAUACCGCUAGGGCUCACUCUAUAUGGCUCGCCCAAAGUUCUCUUCAUCCUGUACUCGAUUGCCGCCUUCGCCCUGCUAGUAGCGUUCUUCGUGCUAUCAUAUUUGUACGACACGGAGGGAUACCCAAUGGAGGGGGGAUAUGAGAGUCGACUCAGCUAUGUCUCGGGGCCUUCAGCUGCUGAUGAUCAUCGUCGCAGCAGCUUCGGCCGAAUGGCUACCGCAGGAGCUGCUGGGGCUGGUCUGGCUUCGCUCUUCAGACGUCGUUCGCGAGUCAAGGAUCACGAUUAUGACGAAUCCCAUACCAGCUAUUCAGACGAGAAGCAUUCCGACGAAGGCCCACGACGUGGUGGCACGGGAAACCUGCUCUUAAAGCUAGGUGCACUUGGUGGUGGUGCCUGGCUCGCUAAAAAGUUCUUUGAUAGGAGACGUGAACGAGACGAUGACACAGAGUCCGGUCGAUACAGCAGAGCCCAUACUCGAAGUGACAGUAUGACAGAGGAAAGCCUGAGCAGGCUGGAAGACGAGCGACGAGCGGAGCCAACCCAGCGCACUCCUCUCAACCGUCCGUCGAGUAGGCCUCCUAGUAGACCUCCCAGCAGACCACCAAGCAGACCUCCGAGCAGACCACCGACUCGACCUCUAAGCCGGCCGCAAAGCCCAGGCUCAUCGUACCUCUACGACAGCACCUAUCUUUCCGAGCGUCCCGAGCGGAAGCCAUCUCACGGACUCCGAGACGCCGUACUAGGUGCAGGGGCAUUUGCAGCAUUCAAGAACUUCUUCUCGCGUCGCAAGUCAAAUGCGGAACAACGUCGUGUGGAAGAGAUGCGUCGUCGGGAGGAGGAAGACGAAAGGUUAGCCAGAGCAGAGAGCAAGCGGCGGUAUCCUGGCGAGGCCUAUUACCCAAGACACGGAAGACCCCAUUCAUUCACUGCUACCGACCUUUCAACGGAAUUGACACGCCCACCACGUGGUCCGCCGCACGGCGAUUCCAUUGUCUCGGCAAUCCCAGCGGCAUCCGGAGCAAUCGGCGGUGCGCGCUCAGACAUACCACCACCACCUGGGCCACCCGUUCCACCAACACCAGCUUCAGAGUAUCCAGGACCAGCCCCUUCUGCACAUGGUCCCACCGAUCUCGCCUCGGGUGUAGCAGCCGGGGCAGCCGGAGCAGCCCUAGCCGAAUCGUCCACGCGUCAUCGCCGUCGCAGCAGUAGUCGACACCGCAGCAGCAGCCGCCACCGUGAUCCCAUCGCCUCACCCCCUGUAUCCGUCAAAGUGAAAAUGCACAAUGAUGGCCGCCACGUCACUCUUCGGAGAUUAACCGACGAAGAAGCCGCCGCCAGUCGCGAAGCGAGACGACGAGAACGAAGGAACUCCCGUCGUCGAGCCGGCAGCGCAAGUUCACUAUCUGGCAACGAAGGGGGCUCGUACGACCGAUGGCGCCGAGUCGAGGAACUCGAACGCCAGCAACAAGAACAGAUGCAACGAGAGCAGGCUGCCGCGGCGGCUGCUUCUGCCGCUCCCUCGUCAAGCAUGCCUCCUGCAGCAUAUUACGCACCACCCCCUCCCCAAAAUGGAAGCCACAUACCUAUGCCGCCUCCGCCUCCACCCCCUGUGCCAUCCAGCCAUCCCUAUGGAACAGGGAGUAUUGCAUCCCCUGGCACGUUCACCGGAACUGAAGCCAGCGGGGACUAUGCAAGCAACCGUCGACGAAGACGGGCAGAGAGAGCUCGUGCACGUCAAGACAGGCAACAGCAUGGUGUGGAAUUCACUUGAUGAAACGACAUGUUCUGCUACUGAAGCCAUGACCGCCCUUCUUCCUCUGUAUAGCCAUUUUGAUGAUUUCAUGCCGUAUAAUGUUUUGCUGUUUACGCUCUCCGUUUGACCCUGUUUCCUUUGAAUUUACCCCUUCAUGUCAAUCUUG
Molecule: messenger RNA, 2598 nt
Organism: Aspergillus sclerotioniger CBS 115572
Lineage: Eukaryota; Fungi; Ascomycota; Eurotiomycetes; Eurotiales; Aspergillaceae
Exons: 3
Coding region: 111-2450 (779 amino acids)
Biological process (GO): chromosome segregation
Cellular component (GO): MIS12/MIND type complex
Source: RefSeq, a predicted model, not a curated record